AUAUUUCAUAAAUAUGUAGAAUGUUUUAACAAAUGAUAUUUCUUUAAUGAAUUUGCAAAAAACUGAUUUUCAUUAACCUUGUGUGAUCAUGAAUAGUCUGAAAUUCAUUUUUGCUAUUUAUGCAACUAAAACCUCCUUUUACGAAGCUUUUCGUUACAUUAUUUUUGUUACGUAAUAAUAAUAUUUUUAACAAAAAUGAUUAUUGAUAAUGCACUCUUAAUCCCAUUAAAAGAUAAUAAUUUUUAUCUUAUGGCAAUUUAUGAUUACUCAUAUUUGUUAGCAUUAUUUUGUACUGCAUUGAUCAAUAAAAAUGUUCUAUUGUAGUAACAAUAUUUAAGCGUACAAUUAGUUAAUUUAUUAUAGAUGUGAUUAUUAUCUAGUCAGAUGUUGUAUCAUAAAUUAAUCGAUUUUCCGACUAUCAAAAUUUCACAUCUCAUCAAAACCACGCCAUUUAUUCGUUCGUUGACUCAGAGUUAUUCUGGUGUGACAUUUAUCAAACCUCACGCGAACUUGAAUCGCCAAAAUUAUUCUACUCAUACUUAUUUGGUAUAAUAUUAAUUAAAUCACUUGUUCAUUUUCUUUGACAUGAAAAAAUAUUAUCCGUCAAAAUAUAAGUUAAUAUAUUAAUAGAAACAGUAACGUUAAAUAAAAUGUUCGGUUUAUCAUUAAUUCUGUUAUCAUUAAUUUCUAUUCAACAUCAAAUACUUACUCAUGAAUCUCCAUCACCUAUGACACUUCAAUUGAUUCUUGAAUAUUCCAAAUGGCGAUCAUGGAACCAAAUAGUUCUUUUUGAUGAUUUAUCCGCAAGUUAUGAUGCUUUAUCAUAUAUAAAACCACUUCUUCGAUGUCUUAGUGAUCAAGGAAUGAGUAUUUCUUUCCAGCCUAUACGUUCCCCGAAAUUACCAGAAGUUCUUCGGAUUCAAACUCAUCGAGUAGGAGCUAUUGUUCUACUCGAUCAUGUUAAUUCAACAUCUGCUGAUAAUGUUCUUAAAAUUGCUUCUAACAAAAGAUUAUUUGAUUAUUACAUAUCCUGGUUACUGAUAACUUCACGACCAAAUGAUGCAUCAAUCGACAUCAGUCUACGUAAUCUUUCAAUAGGUAUCAAUACUGAUGUCAUUAUAGCCACUUCGUCACGUUUAAAUCAAUAUACGCAAACUCGUGAUUUUUGGAAUAAUUUAACAUCAAUAACUAAUAGGACCUGUAAAGCAUUACGUGAUUAUACAACAACUUAUGAAUAUAUUGAUACAAAUAAUGAAGAAAAUAUAAUUGAGAAUGUCACUCAAAAUUUAGAUUAUUCUCCUAAAAUUAAUUCAACUGUGUGCUUUUAUCUUGUUCAUAUUUAUAAAAUUAAAAUAUCCGAUAAUUUUAGUUUAAUUGUAGACCCUUUGGGGUCAUGGAGUCCUGGCAUGCUCAUGAUUAAACUUCCGAUGGAUGUAGUAUUGAGAAAUAAUUUCCAUCGAUUGCCAAUAAUUGUUGGAGUGUUGAAUGGUACAAGUGAGAGUCAAGAUGAAGAAAAUUCAUCAUAUGAAGACGGUAAUAGUGAUGAUAGUCCACUCAAUGACUUUAUAAAUUUUUUAGCUAGUAGCUUGAAUGCAAGUUUGGAGACUGUGUUUCAUGAAAAGGUAGGUACUAUGACAAAUAAAGUAUGGAGUAAUCUUCUGGGAGAUAUCUAUAGUGGUAAUGUUGACAUUGGAUUGGGUUACAUAACAAUUAACGAUGAUCGCCAACGAGACAUGACUUUUUCUCAUCCUUUAAUACGAUACACACGAAAUAUUUAUAUCCGACCACCAGAAUCUAGUUCGAUGAGAGAUAUUUUUCUUCAGCCUUUUAAUAAUCGUCUUUUACUGUGUGUCGCUCUCAUGCAUACUCUCAUUGUUCUAACUAUUGGAACUAUUAAUUAUGCCACAAAGAAUUCAUCUUAUAAACAAUCUAUGAAAGGAACAAGUUUUGGAGAAGCUACACUUUGGUGUACUGGAAUUAUGUUUAUGCAAGGUUCACCGUGGAAGCCACAGACGUUAUCUGGAAAAUUAGCACUUUUAUCAAGUUUAAUUUUUGCUCUAGUAACAUAUAAUGCUUAUGCAGGUUUUAUUACUUCAAUAUUAUCUGUACAAGUUACUGGAAUUAAAAAUGUUAAUGAUUUACUACAAAAUAAUUUUAAAGUCGGGUACAGUGAGCUUGAUGAUGAAUUUAUGAGGACAACUAACGACAGUAAUCUACGACUAUUGUAUAUUAAAGCUUUUAAUAGUCGAGAAUCUCGCUUGGAUACUACUUUGGGAUUGAAAAAAGCUGUUGAUGGUGGUUAUGGAUUUUUUGCUAGUGCCUCUUUAGCUAGAAGGACUCUAAGAACUGCUCUUAUACAAGAACGAUGUUCAUUAAAAGAAAUUGAAGUUGGACAAACGUUUACAACUGUCGCUUUACCCAUGGAAAAACAAAGCCCCUAUGAAAAGAUUAUCAAUCUUAGUAUUUUGAAAAUGCGAGAACAUGGAGUCAUUGAUAGAAUCGCAGAUCGAAUGCUGCCUGAUAUGCCUAAAUGUCGAGAUUCAACAACAUUCCGUAGUGCCAGAAUAGCUGAUGUAUAUUCAGCUUUUAUUAUUCUUAUGAUUGGAGUUGUUACUGCAAUAUCUCUUGGUAUAGUCGAACGAAUUUGGAAUAAUAGACUAAAUUUAAAGAAUAAAUUGUUCAAUUAUAAUUCAAAUGAUAAAAGCAAAAACAAUCAAAUUUUAUCGUUCAAAAAUUUUUUCAAGUAUAAAAAACCGAAUAACAAUUUAAGUAACAUAAUACAAAAUAGUUACUUUAAUGAGAAUCAAAAUUGGUGGGAUAAUUAUUACUAUUAUUCAUGGAAUCAGAAUAUUAAAAAAAAAUUAAAUCAUCAGCAUCCAAAGUUAUUGAAAAAACAUUCAAUAAAUUCUCAAGAACAUGUAUUACCUUUCCGAAAUUAAACAUAAGUAAAUUAUUUUCCAACAAAGAGUGAAGUUAACAGGUCCUAACGGUAUUAACAGAUGAUUAAUUAUACAACAGACAUUAAUAUUAUCUAAUCUUCUGUUACUAAAAAUAGUUUUUUAUUGCAUGAGAACUAUGUUCAAUAUAAAAAAAGAGUAGUUAACUAAAAUUUUUAAAAUAUCAUCUUUCUCUGAGAUGAAUCUUCAUUUUGUGAAAAAUACUUUUUAUCUUGACUUUCUUCAAAAUUUCUACAGUCACUAAAAAUUCCCCCAUUACUUCGACAAAAAAUUGUAGCUAAACUUGUGUUUUGUGAUUUGAGAAACCACUUUAACCAGUAUUUAUAAACGUU
Molecule: messenger RNA, 3289 nt
Organism: Chelonus insularis
Lineage: Eukaryota; Metazoa; Arthropoda; Insecta; Hymenoptera; Braconidae
Product: glutamate receptor 2-like
Exons: 10
Coding region: 651-2939 (762 amino acids)
Cellular component (GO): plasma membrane
Molecular function (GO): ligand-gated monoatomic ion channel activity; signaling receptor activity
Source: RefSeq, a predicted model, not a curated record